GAAGCGGUCGGUGUUGUUGUCAGGGUGAAGUCGGGAUGAGGAGAUGGAGCCGCGGGGAGAGGAUCAGAGAGAGGGGCCGGCAGCAGCGACAUCAUCAUCAUCAUCAUCAUCGGGUCACAGCAAAAGCUGGAAAAAUGACCGUGUGUUCAAGAUGCCAGAGACGAGGAAGCCGCCGGCGACUACCACCAGGACUCCUUCAAUACAUCUCAAACUACAGAAGCAUCGGGAAUUAGCCAAGAAAGCCCUGAAGAAGAAAGGAAUAGGUGGUGGACCGAUUUUGCACCAGCCUAAAUCGGGCACAAAAAGAUUAGUAAAAUUCAAUAAAGGUUACUCUGCCCUGAAACAAAAUCCGGAUGAAUCUUUAGUCUCCUUAGAGUCUGACAGUGAUGGUGAAUUUGAGUCUAAGUAUUAUUCCUCAUCAGGCUAUUCCUCUGCAGAGCAGCAAGUUAAUCAGGACCUGAACCGGCAGCUCCUGAAAGAUGGCUAUCAUCUGGACGAAAUACCGGACGAUGAAGAUCUCGACCUCAUUCCACCUAAGCCUGUUACCUCGUCAGCCUGCGCUUGUUGCCAGGCAGAAAGUUCUUGUACUGUCCAGUAGUUAUUGCCACCCCCACCACCAUGUCGAAAGAUAAGUCCAUUUUAGGCAAUUAAAUUUUUUUUAUAUAUAUAUUGUGUAUAUAUAUAUAUUUUGGCUGAACUUGUUUAAAAGAGAUUAUAAACUGAGAAAAGACAUUAGCAUGAUAGGAUCCUGUUUAAAAAUACUAUUUGGGUCAUUGCGACUGCUAAUUGCUUUCAUUAAAUUUGGCCUAACCCCCUUAAAUCAAAUACCGUUUAUAACUGAAAUUAGACCUGAGAUGACAGCUUAAAAGCUAUUACUAAUUUCUCUAUAUUACACUACUCAUUUUGCCAGUAGCGUAAUAAAGUUAUUAUUACCUAAUGCUGGCUUGAAAUUCACACCCAAGCUUAAUUGAUCUUUCUCUUCUUUAUUCACUAAUCCAAAGGAAGGGAAUCUUUCAAAACAGAGAAAACUGAAUACUAGAGUAGAGUGGGACUACACAUAGAGGUUGGCAGUGAAAUUGUGCAGUUUGGUCGUACAGUGGGGUGCUUCGAUGUAACUUUAAAGGUGCUGGUUCCAAUUCUGCAGGCUUGCAACCGAUGCUGGAAAAUGGUAUUUUGCACGGAUGUCUUCAGGAUUGGGAUAUUAAAGGACAGGACCGUUUUAUUCCACAGAUGAGUAAAUUUAGUGGGCAGGCUAGGAAUGAAGCAUGGUGAGGGCAGUAGUUCUGUUACUAGCUUACGUUUCUGUUGGGUGUACAGCAUUGCUGAGAGCGCUGGCCUUUGGGGGAGCUGCAGCAAAUCUGAGGAAAAAAAAAAUUCCUUUCAGAUUUAUUUUCUGUCAUCAGGCAUUGGUGGGAUACUGAAAUGAGGCUGAGGAAAAUGGCUAAAAUCUGCCCUGAGUUGCAGUCUUUAUAUGUAGAUCAUAUGCAUUGGACAUUAGCAUUUGAUGAUGCCGUAGCUUAUACAGUGCAUCACCUAAACAACGCUCAGUUUGGAUUGAGUUGACACUACAUAGGUAUGAUCAGAAUUGGUUCUUACUUUGACGUGAACAAAGAUUACUUAUUGACAGUAUUAAUAUUUAGUUCCAAAAUAUUGUGAAGCUAAAUUAGAACUUUUUGAAUAAUUUUGGACACUUCGUACCUGGGCCCUAUGCUUAGGAAAUGUUUCUGUUGAUUAGCACACUUUUUUUUCCCCCUCUGGCCUGUUUCAAUAAGUUUCAGGGGUGUUUUUUUGACAUGCUAUCCAUUAAAGGGGAUGAAAACAUUGUAGCUGUUCCUACAGAGGAUGAUGGGAUGGCGGAGAGAGUAGAAUGAGUUUGAGAGAAAGUGGAAGGAAGUCAUUUAUUGUAAGUAAUACUUAGAUUGCGAAUAACAGGAAAUCGGGAAGCUGUUCUUCGCCAUUCUUGCUAAGCUCAUGGUAUGAAAGAGGGAGCCAGUCAGAAGGUAAACUUGGUGUAAAUUUUGGCACAGCGCAGCAUUGUUUGGCUACUGUAAGCAUUGUGUUUUGCCACCCAUUUACCAUCACUUACCAAUGGAAGGUGCAAUGAGCUGGCUGACUUUUGGAUAACAGCAGAUUACUUGUUCUUAAUAGCAAUUUGUCAAAUUAAAUGUUGAGGAGAGGGGUUGAGGCCGCUCGUUUGAUUGCAGUCUAAUUGAUUGGGAUUUUAUGGGUGUACCUAGUGAUAUGUCCAUUCUUAUUUCAUAUGACAGUGACAUGAUGUAUAUUAAAUGGUAAUGGGAAAAUAAUGAGCAGUUUAUCUAGGCUGGUUACUCGAUUCUAUUGUAAUCCAUAAGCAUGUUUAAUGAUUUUAGAACAAUUUAUUUCAAUAAUAGGUUUAUCCAAUUGGAUACUAUAUUGAAUUAGCCACAAAGUAAGAGACGACUGUGAUUUCAAAGAGAUCAGCUUUUGCAGUCCCACCAUAUUAAGUACAACAACUGAUUAGUUGGGAAAAGGGCUUUUCUGAGGUACUUGGAGUAUUUGUGUCUGUUAUGUUUAGUUUGUAUGCAGCAACAUCAGAUGCACUUUGAUUCUUGUCUUCAUAUCAGUUCUUUAUCUCAAUACAUUGUGUUUACAUGCGCUUUUGCUUAAAUGUUGAAAUUGAACCAAACAAAAUUGAACAGUCUGUAAUGAGAUGCACUUACUACUUACACCUGUCUGUACAAUGACUGCCCAUGUCUGUAUCCUGUCGUGGGAUAAUGCCAUUCUCUUAGGCCAUCUGCUGUUCAUCCCCAGAUCACUCUUGGGUUAAAACAUCCAUUACAUACUUUUGCAUUUCUUUAUGAUGUUUCAGCCUGUUUUGAGCUAGGAGAGGGUCCAGAAGUUUGUUUAGAGUUAGACUAGUUUGGUCUCUUACACUUUGACUACCUGUCAGUCCUCUCCUUUCUCCAGAGACCUAAUGGAGCAUUUAUUAUCCGCAUUAACAGACUGAACAGUUAGGAAAAAUGCAUCUUGGUCCUCCUUGCUUUGAGGAUGUGUCAUUUAUUUGUUUUUUAUUAUUGCUUUCUCAUUCAGUUUGUUCCGAUUUAGUUAUGUCACUGAUGUGAAGUCUGGAUUUUUAAUUUUUGCUCUGAGAGUACUUCUGAUUUUCCUUUGGAAGUUUGCUUAUAAGUUACCAAAGUUACUUGUGUCUUUAAGCAGAAUAUAAGCUGGCGUUAUUGUGUUUGAGCAUCUUAAAUUGUAGCUUUCAGCUGCUAAUAUAUUUGUGACUAAUUAAAGAGUGAAUAGUUAGUAAACUGGAAGUCAUUUAAUGUUUAAACCAUAAGGGAAAUUAAAUGAAUCAGCAUCACACAGCCUUGAUAAUAAAAUAGUCAGCACCUUGGUUCUUUAGCUUUGAGGUUACGCUGUAAAUAUUAGUGCAAAGUAGAAACAUGGGGAAAGGCAGAGAACUCAAAAAGCUUUGGAAUAAAAAUCUCUGAACGCUAUAUAACUUCCCACCACUUGGAUAUAUAUGUGAGAUGUUGCAAAGGUCUAUAAAAUUAUUUUAAUGUCCAUUAAUUCUAUUUAAUUGCUUUGCUGAGGAGUAGCAAAACAUUUUGUAAUAAAUAAAGUUAAACUUUAAUUCUGUUUACCAAUUGCUGUUUAUUAUGGUGGCUGGUACCUGCUGUAAUUUAGUUCAUUAUAUUUAAUAGUUAAGAUCACCGUCGAGGAAUAUUCAAACCUGGUGUUGGAAGGCUAUGAUGGAGAAGGGGAAUUAUUCAAUAUUUUCCAAACUAAAUCCAACUUUGUUCUACUGAAAUGUGAGAUGAUGUUUAAUAAUUUUCUCAAUUAAUUCAUCCACAUCAACUUAUCUAUUUAAUGCUGUACUCUAAACCUCUGAGGAGAGACUGCUGAAAUCUCUCAGUCUUUGUGGUCACUAUCGAUUAAAGACAUUAUGAUUCUGACAAGUUUUUUUUGAUGAUUACAUUUCUCGGGGUUGGAUUAUGAGCUGCCCCGUUUCUGGGACAGCUACUUCGUACAUCGGUGCUGAAUUCAUCGGUGCUUAAUUGCAGUUGAACCUUUAUCCUGGAGAUGAUUGCAUACUCUUGUUUAGGUGCAGUGUGGUGUUGGAUGCAUUCUCAAUAUGCAUCUGUAUGUGCCGGUCUUUUGCAUUUACUGUGAUACACUAAGCAUAGGAGUUAGUGGUGCCUUUUCAGAUUAACUUUGGUGGGGAGAGGAGGAGUUGGCAGGAGUUAGGAUCAGUAGUUUCAGUCAAAAUGAAACAUGCUGCUAAAGAAUAGGAGUCUGAUUGGAGCACUGUCUGGUAAUCAUUCGUCAAUUAUUAAUGUUGUUAUCCACAUGUCUCUAGACAGACUGUGGAGUUUAUUGUUCAGAAGGAGAAAUAUUACAAAUAUGCUAGAGAGGUCCUUGCUAAAAUACACUGUAGCAUGCAAUAUGCAUGGCUGUUAUGUGUAUUUAAUUCAUAAUUCAACUGGGGAGCUGCAACUCUCAGGCUCAUUAUACAGGAAGGGGAUAUAGUAACACGUUCUUUCUGGCCCGAAGUAGAAAUGAUUUCUCAGGAAAGUGACACAAUUGUAUUCAGCUUCAACAGUAAUUGCGAAGAUAAGUUUGAAUUAAUUGCCUGAACAACUGCAUUGCUGUACGCCUACUCCCAAGUUAAAUGUCAUCUUUCAAAGAACUCAGAAAAGGGAAGCUUAAAAAAAAACUCGUAUAGAAAGAAGUUUAAUGUUCGAUACACUAGCUUGCCCAUCACGUUUCUGAGAAUAUGGGCAGUGAAGAUGUAGUUAAAAUUGAAUGUGACCUGUGUGUUGUGUUGUGUUUUCUGGAACUUACAAUGGAUUGUGAAAAUGCACUGGGCCACGAGGCCAUCUGAUUCUUAAGCCGUCUUUAAGUUUUCAAUUUACACAGUGUAUGCAAAAUAUAAAGACUAAAUAUUCUUUCUGUGCAAUACAUAAAGUUAACUACAUUUUAUUAAAUUGCAUUUAUUUUUUGUAUGUUAUUGGUAUGGCAAAUUAAAAUAAAGAAUGCUUUAAAAGA
This is a messenger RNA of Hemiscyllium ocellatum (epaulette shark), 5031 nucleotides long. RefSeq names its product family with sequence similarity 219 member B (gene fam219b). The transcript is spliced from 6 exons. The coding region runs from base 44 to 598 and encodes 184 amino acids. The record is from RefSeq and is a predicted model, not a curated record. Lineage: Eukaryota; Metazoa; Chordata; Chondrichthyes; Orectolobiformes; Hemiscylliidae.